AUGAUUAUCUACACUGACAUCGUUUCCGGUGACGAGAUCGUCGCCGACACUUUCAACCUUGUCCCCAACAAGGAGUUCGAUGUCCUCUGGGAGUGUGACUGCCGCAAGUACUUGAAGCGCGCCAACGAGGACUUCCAGCUCGAGGGCGCCAACCCCUCCGCUGAGGAGGGCGGUGAUGAUGAGGGUGGCGAGGGCGAGGCCACCAUGGUCCACGAUAUCGAGGACCAGUUCCGUCUGCAGUGGCUCAAGGUUGAGGACGGAGCCAAGCCCUCCAAGGAAAGCUACAAGACUCACAUCAAGUCCUACAUCAAGAAGCUCCACAAGAAUGUGGCACCCAAGUUCGCUGAAGCGGAAGAUCCCGAGAAAGCCGAAAAGCUAUGGAAGACUAAGAUCGCUGGUGCCAUGAAGAUGAUUCUUGCUAACUGGGACAACUACGAUGUCCUUAUGGGCCAGUCCAUGGAUGGCGAUGCUAUGCACGUGCUCAUUGACUUCCGCGAAGAUGGUGUCACCCCCUAUGCUACCGUCUGGGCUGACGGUCUCAAGCCGAUGAAGGUCUAA
Penicillium bovifimosum is the source of this 558-nucleotide messenger RNA. RefSeq names its product translationally-controlled tumor protein. Gene Ontology annotation, cellular component: cytoplasm. The coding region runs from base 1 to 558 and encodes 185 amino acids. Gene Ontology annotation, molecular function: calcium ion binding. The transcript has 4 exons. Lineage: Eukaryota; Fungi; Ascomycota; Eurotiomycetes; Eurotiales; Aspergillaceae. The record is from RefSeq and is a predicted model, not a curated record.